Microplitis mediator is the source of this 1464-nucleotide messenger RNA. RefSeq names its product UDP-N-acetylglucosamine transferase subunit ALG13 homolog (gene Alg13). Gene Ontology annotation, molecular function: hexosyltransferase activity. Bases 186 to 692 code for a protein of 168 amino acids. Lineage: Eukaryota; Metazoa; Arthropoda; Insecta; Hymenoptera; Braconidae. The transcript has 2 exons. Gene Ontology annotation, biological process: dolichol-linked oligosaccharide biosynthetic process. The record is from RefSeq and is a predicted model, not a curated record.
UCUAGACUUUUAAUCAAGAAAAAAUAAUAUAAUUUUUACUUUUACCCACGCAUGUUCACGUGUUUUUCAUAAAUUUAUCACUUAUUGUGACACGUAAGAUGAUGACAUAGAUUAUCAAAAUUAAAAACUGAUAAUAAUUUAGAAUUAACGAUAUAAUUAUUUUUAUCUUAUCUUAUUCUUUUAAAAUGAAAGUUGCUAUGACGAUUUUUGUCACCGUUGGAACUACAAAAUUUGAUAAAUUAAUAGAAACUGUUAUGAAAGAUGAUAUUUUAAUGGAACUAAAUAAAAGAGGAUAUAGUCGUUUAAUUCUACAAAUUGGUAAUACAAAUUUAAUGCCAGAUUGUACUCCAAGAUGUGGUUUUAAUCAUAUUGAAAUGUUUAAUUUGAAACCGUCAAUCAACGAAUACAUGAAAUCCGCGGAUUUAAUAAUUAGUCAUGCUGGUGCUGGCAGCUGUUUAGAAGCUCUAGAGGCAAAUAAACCACUUAUCGUUGUAACAAAUGAUUUAUUAAUGGAUAAUCAUCAAUCAGAACUUGCUGAACAAUUACACAAAGACAAACAUUUGCUCCAAUGCACAUGUGAUACACUUUUACAAGUCUGUAAAACAAUGCAUUUAUCACAACUAGAAAAAUUUGUAGAUGAUAAAAGCCCAAAGAUUGCCAAGAUAAUUGACGACAUAAUGGGUUUCUCAUAACAUUCACUUACUCUCCUAAAAAUUAAUAAUUUUUUAAAUUAUUUAAGUUUUAUUUUUUUAUUUUUCAACAUUACUUACAACAAGCGCAUUGUGAUUUGAUAACAUUUUAUAGAAACAUGCUCUUUUUAAUAAGUAAAUCGCGAUAAUAUCAAAUUAAAUAUGUUUUCUCACCUCCGGGCGGAAAGUGCAACUUUCGUCCCGCUGUGCAAAACGAAGUUGCCGCUUUCCGCCUCCGUCGAGGAGAAAAAUAGUAUACACUCCUCGGGAAGUAAAUAAGAAAGCCUCAGAUCACAUGUUUGUUGAUCUCGGCUUCGCCUCGGCCAACAAUUACAUGUGAUCUGAGACAUUUCUUACUUUACUUCCCUAGGUGUGUAAUAUACUAUAAAUUAUAUUAGUUAUUAGUUUUUUUUUUCAAUGGCUUAAAUAAAGUUUCACUUUUUUGUUUUUGUUUUUAAUAAGAAGCGUGAAACUACAUUAUUGAAUUACUUUCAACAUAUUAUAAUCCGAUAAGGAUUUAAACACUGUACAAUUUUUAUUAUUAAUAAUUAAUAUAUUAUUAUUAUUAUAAUUAUUAUAAUUAAUAUUAUUAAUAUGUUGCUUUUAUUAUAUUAUAUGGAUAGAGUUUGUUGACACAUUAAUUUGAUAUAUACUUUCAAAAUAUUUUAACGUAUUGAAUCUAUUUAUUUAUUUUAAACUUGAAAAUUGCGUCAACAUUCGUCCUUAUAUCAAUAAUUAUUUUUUUUUUUCGUUUGUUAUUCUUCCAAACGAUAAA